Molecule: messenger RNA, 954 nt
Organism: Nylanderia fulva
Lineage: Eukaryota; Metazoa; Arthropoda; Insecta; Hymenoptera; Formicidae
Gene: RpS2
Product: ribosomal protein S2
Biological process (GO): translation
Cellular component (GO): cytosolic small ribosomal subunit; ribosome
Molecular function (GO): structural constituent of ribosome; RNA binding
Source: RefSeq, a predicted model, not a curated record
AAGCGCCAUCACAAUCAAAAUCUUCGUCUCUUUUUUCCGUGAUUUCACACGUAAAGAGACAGAUCGAAAGGACAUAAUGGCGGACGCUGCUCCAGCCGCACGUGGUGGUUUUCGUGGAGGUUUUGGUUCUCGUGGAGCAGGAGGUGAUCGAGGAGGCCUCAGAGGACGUGGAGGCAGAGGCAGAGGCAGAGGACGUGGUCGUGGACGUGGAAAAGAAGAUAGCAAGGAAUGGAUCCCUGUUACGAAGCUUGGUCGUCUGGUCAGAGACGGCAAGAUCCAGUCACUUGAGCAUAUCUACCUCUUCUCCUUACCCAUCAAGGAAUACGAGAUCAUCGACAAGUUUCUUGGGCCAGAUCUUAAAGACGAAGUUCUGAAAAUCAUGCCUGUACAGAAGCAGACUCGAGCUGGUCAACGAACACGUUUUAAGGCUUUUGUUGCCAUCGGAGACAGCAAUGGACACAUUGGAUUGGGAGUCAAGUGUUCCAAAGAAGUAGCCACUGCCAUUCGUGGUGCUAUCAUUUUGGCUAAGCUCUCCGUCGUCCCAGUUCGACGUGGUUACUGGGGUAACAAGAUCGGCAAGCCGCACACCGUACCAUGUAAAGUGACCGGCAAAUGCGGUUCUGUACAGGUGCGUUUAAUACCAGCACCCAGGGGUACCGGCAUCGUGUCCGCCCCAGUUCCCAAGAAGCUGCUUCAGAUGGCAGGUAUCGAGGACUGUUAUACCUCAGCCAGAGGAUCCACCUGCACACUCGGCAACUUCGCCAAGGCCACUUAUGCCGCGAUCGCCAAAACAUAUGCAUAUUUGACGCCCGAUCUGUGGAAGGAACAGGCUUUGGCUAAAGCACCGUAUCAGGAAUUCGCUGAUUUUCUGUCAAAAACCCACAAAGGUGGCGUGAGAGCUGCUGAAGUUGUUUAAAUUUGAAUAAACAUUCAUGAAAUGUUUUUUAAAAAAUA